Messenger RNA from Cantharellus anzutake, 984 nucleotides. RefSeq lists its product as uncharacterized. The record is from RefSeq and is a predicted model, not a curated record. The transcript has a single exon. Bases 1 to 984 code for a protein of 327 amino acids. Lineage: Eukaryota; Fungi; Basidiomycota; Agaricomycetes; Cantharellales; Hydnaceae.
AUGUCCUCCACCUUCUUUCGCACGAACGGCCAUCUGCCUCUUCGUCCUGGGUUUCCUGAUCUUGGUACUGACGUUGCUACUACUACUGCUGCAACGACUGUCGGAAAUGGAUUCGAUCGUCAGGUUCCCUUUUCGAACUUCUGCUCUGGUACUCGUACUCGUAACAUGAUCGACCACUCUCCUUUUCUUCUUCGACAACCACCACCACCACCACCACCACCACCACUCCCCCCGCUCAAUCAUCAUUACCAACAAGUUCUCUACCAAUCUUCCUCGCAGUAUCCUCCAUUACUUCCGUCUCCCUUCUCUACCAUCUCCACCAGCACCAGCACCACUGCCGCCACCACCCCUCAUCCCACCGUCUCCAACAACUCCAACUCCAACUCCAACUCCAACUCCAACCGCAACAAUCCCAACCAGUUCAGCACCACCACUAGCACCACCAUCAAUCCUAGUCCUAGUAACACUACAGCAACAGACAGGCUCGAUCACCUCUUCAUCUCCACCAAAAGUAAAAUCGUUCGUUUGUUCGAUCUCGAACGUUCCCCUGUUCAUUUCGUUCCUGCUCUUCUGGCUGAACGUGGGAUUCCUAAACCGGUUUCUGCUUGGACGACGACGAUCACGAUCGAUGCGACUACGACUACGACUACGACUACGACCGGGAGGAGCGGCGGUGUGACGGCGGCGGGCCCGGGGAAGAAGAAGAAGAAGCAGAAGAAGAAGAUACCAGUGGAGGUUCUCGGACUCCGAGUCCCUGGUGGUUUAGCUUCUUUUCCUACUCCUUCUGCUUCGAGUAAUGGGUCUUUUUCGACUGGCGUCAAUAACAGCGUCGAUAGUUCCUCCUCGUUCGACGAUGACAAUGACGAUGACGAUGACGAUGACGAGGAGGCUAACAAUUUUCCUCCGUCGGCUUCGGCUAGUGAUGCAGGUAGUGCUGCGGUGCUGGUGCUGGUGGUGGUCCUGGUCAUGGUGGUCCUGUUGUGA